Cephus cinctus (wheat stem sawfly) is the source of this 2067-nucleotide messenger RNA. RefSeq lists its product as uncharacterized. NCBI's taxonomy places the organism in Eukaryota, Metazoa, Arthropoda, Insecta, Hymenoptera, Cephidae. The record is from RefSeq and is a predicted model, not a curated record. The transcript is spliced from 6 exons. The coding region runs from base 115 to 1518 and encodes 467 amino acids. Gene Ontology annotation, molecular function: lipid binding.
CCCAAUCAAAUUGAACGACACUCGACCGUCGUUCAGUCGCAUGGCCGUAUUGCUCUAACUAAACGGUCUGAGAAGUUUCCUCGAGUGCUUCUUCGCCUUUCUAUUCGCAAGAAAAUGGAAGUCUUCAAAUUGCUUUUAUUUUCCUGCUGUUUUCUUGUUUGCACCUGCGAUCCAGCCAAUGAUGGAGAAAAUGCAGGAAAAUUGGCCGAGGGUGAAAAGCGUCUCGGUGAUCAGAUUCGUGCAAUUUUGAAACAUUAUCAGCAAACUGACCCCGUUGGAUUUCCCGGUGCCCCCAUACCGGACCCCAUGCCAGUACCGGACAUGAAACAUUCAUUUUCUAUAUACACGAUGAACUUCAAAGAGAUCAACGUCUACGGGCUUUCAAAAUUCCGUAUCGAUAAUAUACUAUCAGAACUGAAACUAAUGCAGGUUUCGGUGUCCAUCAGUAUAGAGACUUUGAACAUUCGCGGAAAGUACACGCUCGCAUCUUGGUUUUCAAGUUCGAACGGUGAUUUCACGGUAAAGUUAACCGGAGUGAAAGUCCAGGGAGUCGCCAGGUUGGAAGUUGGUACAGAUGGAAAGCUGCAAGCACAGGAUAUUGACAUGGACUUGACUUUCGACACGAUAGACAUGGACUUUAAGAAUCUUGACUUCCUUGGAUCUGUCUUGCAAAGUGUGAUUAAUUCCGUUGGUACAUUUAUAUUCGAUAGUAUCAAGCCCUUCAUCCUUAAAGAAGUAAACACAAAUAUUAGGGGCGAAAUUAAUAAGCAUAUAUCUCAGUUACCACAGUACUUCCCUAAUUCCAUUUCGCCAUUCGACAUGGCGGUGGCGGAAGCACGCAAGCAGGUAUCCCAGAUGGGAUACGAUCCUUACAGAAUUAAAGAUUACACCCAGAGCAUAGGUAUCUUCACAGUGACAUCCUCUCAUACGUGGGUCACUGGGUUGGCAAGUUUUUAUCGUAUGGGUAAUAUAACUGUCACCAUGGAAGAUGCCAAGGUAUACGCACUGGUGGACGUUGGUACCCAAGAGAUAGAAGGAAGGACUCACUGGGAGGUGAGCGUAAUAGGUGGUGCAUUAUCAAGGGCAGGCACCGUGUCCUUCACCAUCGACUAUUUCAGAGUACAAGUUAACCUGAGCCAACCUCUGGAUACUAGGAAGCGAGCAACUUUGGAGGAGUUGAAUCUCGAGUUGGGCAACAUUCAGGCCAGAAUUCACGGAGCUGGCACACUCGAUUACAUCAUGGAAGCCAGCGUGAAUAUAUUGCCAAAUCUAUUAAGGUACCAAAUUAUGGACGCUCUGGAAGGACCCAUCAAGAGACGCAUUCAGGAUGAACUGGACAAGGUCGACGUUGAGAAAUUGAUUCAUGAAAAAAUUCCUGAUAUAGAGGAGAAGGCGAGAUUCCUUCAGGGACUGCCUCCUGUCGAUGACAUUCUCUUGGAAGGACCUCCACCAUCACUUCAAGAUGAAGAAGAUCAAGGACCCUUUUCCGAGAGCGAGGAAGAACGUGGACCAUCGUAGAAAUUCUUUAGAAAUAUAUGUCGUUAUUUUUUUUCUGCACAGUUGCAGGGAAAGCAAAAACUGAAAGAUCGUUACCGUAGAUAGGGUAUUUUAAAUUUAGAGAACUCGACGAAUGUAUCCGUUGUAUUAUUCGCAUCUCUUCUGAAUAGAUUUGUAGAUAUUAAUUAUUUAAGAUAUUUUGAUAAUUUGGGAUAUUCUCUUUGAAGCUCGUUCAUUGCCUUCAUCGUGUAUCCAAGCAUCCAUUUCUUUAUCCUUGAACGUUUAAAUAUAUGUUCAUAGCUGCAAAUUUUAAUAUAAAUAUAUUUUUGAUACAAAAAUUUAAUUAAAAUUACAUGCACUCACCGAAAGGUUAAAGUAUCAGAAAUUCCAGGUUGAUAGAAUUGCGCUUUCGUUAUUAUUCCUUUCUAAAGGAAGUAUCAAACAUCUUGAAAUCCAGAAAGUAUAUAUCAAAGAAAUGGAUAAAAAUUUGUAAAUUAUAAUUUGCGUAAUGGAACGUUAUACCCAACGGGUAUAAAAUAUUGAUUAUAGAUUAUCUAUUUCGUACAUACA